UAGGCGAAUCAUCCCUCACAUCAGCGACGAUGCCUCACCGUGAAGACACGCCCACACCCGACAAUGGCUUUUAUGUCGUGGUUACUGGGGCCAACAGUGGCCUGGGACUUGGUAUCGGAACCCGCCUGAUUGACGAAUUCCUGCAAACUCGCCCCCAAAACGAGUCCCUCGUCCUCAUCAUCACCACACGCGACCAACGCAAAGGCGAUGCGACAAUCGAGAAGCUAGAACAGCACCUUCGCAAAGUCAUCCGCAGCCAUGAACAAAAACUACCGGGCAUCGCACAGGUGCUGCAGAAUCGCGUGUCUUUCCGCCAGGAGAGACUAGAUCUUCUCAGUCUGGUCUCAGUACAGAAGCUGAGCAAGAAGCUCCGGGAAACAACACCAAAGCUCGAUGCAGUCAUCUGCAAUGCUGGCAUUGGUGGAUGGACUGGCAUCAAUUGGCCCGGUGCCAUAUGGGCAAUCCUCACCAAGUGGAGAACGGCCAUCACUUGGCCUACAUACAAGAUGUCUGGCGUUGGAUGGACAGUAAAAAAUUCGCAAAUACCUGCGGACAAGAAGACGGAAGAAGAGCCUCCAUUAGGCGAGGUCUUCUGUGCUAAUGUCUUUGGGCAUUACCUCCUUGGUCACUACCUCGCACCCUUGUUGGCGAGACACCCCAAGAGUGAGAAGACAAGGGGGAGGAUGAUUUGGGUCAGCAGCUUGGAAGCAUACGACCAUGUGUUCGACCUGCAAGACAUGCAAGGCAUUCUGUCAGAUAUGCCGUACGAGGGCACCAAGAGGCUAACCGAUAUCCUGGCCAUCACUUCUACGCUGCCCUCAACAACAAAAUCUGUUGACGAAUAUCUCCAUCACGCCCAAGAUUCGGAAAAGACUACGAAGCCGCGACUCUACGUUUCUCACCCUGGCAUCUGCGCUACCUCGAUCGUACCUCUUCCCCUCAUCCUUCAAUGGUGCAUGGUCAUCUCCUUCUACAUUGGGCGAUUGCUUGGCAGCGACUGGCAUACGAUUGAUGUCGAGAAGGGCGCAACGGCAAUGGUCUGGUUGGCACUUGCUAGUCAGAGCACGCUGGACAACAUGGAGGCAAAGGAAGGUGUGGGCAAGUGGGGAAGCGCGACCGAUGUUUGGGGCCGAGAACGUGUGGACCGCACAGAGGUGACAGGAUGGGGUUGGGGAGGCAAGAUGGGCGAAUACAAGAGAAAGGGAAGGGAUCCGUACGCGACAGACCUGACCAAGGAGAGCCAAGAGCGCUUCACGGAGAAGGGGAGGAGGUGCUGGGAGGAGAUGGAGAAACUGCGCCUCGAGUGGGAAGAUCGGCUGCGACAGGCUGGAGUCGCUGUUGAGAUGGAGUGAUUUCCAACACACGCAGAGGCUUUUACGGCACCCCACACCCAGGCGCCGGCAUCAUUGUACACUUUUAAUAUCUGACGAUACAACACACAAUAAUUCUUUCUUGGGCCCCACACAUGCACAGCAGACAGACGUGGUUCCAUGGAGCGACCAAGACACCCCCUCUUCUACUUGCCACAUUGCGAAACUUCAGACUUUGGACUAAACACAAAAUAAAAACAGCCGAACUGACAGCACUAGUACCGACAUUAUGCCGGGCGAUCUCUUGUCAGAGAGGAGCCCGAAUGCUUGGGCAUAGCGAAGGUUGAGGCCU
Alternaria alternata is the source of this 1662-nucleotide messenger RNA. RefSeq names its product 3-keto-steroid reductase. NCBI's taxonomy places the organism in Eukaryota, Fungi, Ascomycota, Dothideomycetes, Pleosporales, Pleosporaceae. Gene Ontology annotation, biological process: ergosterol biosynthetic process. Gene Ontology annotation, cellular component: lipid droplet; endoplasmic reticulum membrane; mitochondrial outer membrane. The transcript has 2 exons. The record is from RefSeq and is a predicted model, not a curated record. Bases 30 to 1352 code for a protein of 440 amino acids. Gene Ontology annotation, molecular function: 3-beta-hydroxysteroid 3-dehydrogenase (NADP+) activity.